Molecule: messenger RNA, 756 nt
Organism: Talaromyces marneffei
Lineage: Eukaryota; Fungi; Ascomycota; Eurotiomycetes; Eurotiales; Trichocomaceae
Exons: 5
Coding region: 1-756 (251 amino acids)
Molecular function (GO): oxidoreductase activity, acting on the CH-OH group of donors, NAD or NADP as acceptor
Source: RefSeq, a predicted model, not a curated record
AUGCCUUCAUACUUGAUCACAGGAACAAGCCGUGGCCUUGGCUUGGGUUUCGCCGCUGAACUGCUCAAAGAUCCCAAAAACCUCGUCAUCGCAACCGCACGCAACACCGCCAGUUCCUCAGGUUUGCAAAAGCUCAAGGUCGAAUACCCACAGAACGACCGCCUCAUUCUGCUCGACCUCGAUGUUUCAAAUGUCGAAAGUAUUCGUGCAGCUGUCAAGACUCUGGAGCCAUUGCUUCCCAAUGGCUUGGACAAUCUCCUCAGUAACGCCGGCGUGAGCUAUAGCAGCAUGAAGACUUUUGAAGAAAUUGAUAUUGCAGAGUUCACGUCCGAAGUCAUUUUUACCGUCACCGCACCGUUCAACCUGCUGCGGGAAUUCCUUCCACUUAUUCGCAAGAGCGAGACCAAAAGGGCAUUGUUUGUUACUUCGAUUCUAGGCUCGAUUGAGCUCGCGCCGAACCUGCCAAAUCUUAUGAAUGCAUAUUCUGUGGCGAGAGCUGCGCUGAACAUGUUAGUUCGCAAAUGGUCGGUCAUUCUGAAGCAGGAGGGCAUUACCGCUGCUGUCAUUCACCCAGGCUGGAUUGGAGAAACUGAGAUGGGCGACGAAAUCUCAGAGUGGGUUGCAAAAUACAACCCAGCUUUGGAAAAUCUGUCCACAGAAAAGGCUGCUGCCGACUGCAUGAAGAUCUUGAAUAACAUGACUCCCGAAGACUCGGGUGCCUUUUUCCAUCAAGACGGUAGCAGACUUCCUUUUUAA